GAGGAAGCUGUUGCCUGUCAGAGGGGGAUCGACCUGUGCUGUCAUGGAUAAAUUUCGACCAAAGAGACCAACCAGCCUGGCUCUGUUCCCUCAGCUGCCACGAGCUGGCACCCAGGACUCCAUUAACAACAACUCUCUAGGCAAGAAGAACAGCUGGAAGGACUCCCACUCUUCCUCCCCUCGCAUCACAGGGGAUCUAACACCUACGGAUGCCAAACCAAAAGCAGAGGACAAAGUCCGCAACGGUGCCCAGCGCCGCCUGGCACCGAAACCGCCCACAGCUGCCGGAUCCCACAGCAGAGCCAACACUCAGGCGGCUGCCGCUGCUGCAGACACACGAGCUCGGACACGAGAGCGACUGACAUCCGGGGUCACCCACACGCAGGCCUCUAACACACCCAGGGCUCAGCGGCGGGCAGGAGGAGGACGAGGAGCAACAGCCAUGAGGGAGAAGAGCCUGGUGGAGCUCAGAGGAAAGGACGGGGUGACGGAGAGAAGAGGAAGUCGGCCGUGUCAGGAGUCCAAGACCAAGGACAAGGACAGGAAUGAGAGACAGAGGGAGGCGAAUGGACUGAAAAGCCGGGUGGUGGCUGAUGGGAAAGGAAGAGGAGGCACAAAAGUGAGCACCAGAGCAGGCAUCAAGACGAGCAACAAGCCGUCCAACAAACCCCAGGAGGUUUAUCUGCCGGCCAUGGUGGUCCCACGCACACCUGUAGCACAGAGGAACCAGGAGAAGAGCCGGGACCAAGGUCAAAACCAUGACAGGACCCAGGACCCGCCUGCACUCUCUCGCUCCAGCAGCGAGGGGGGCUCCAACAGGAUGUCCCUGAGUUCAGACACGGAGGGCCCGCCGCCGGGGCCCCUGAACCCCUGCGUGUCCCUCAGAACCAACCCAGACAUCAGCGAGGAGGACGGAGAAGGAGACCCUACUCCCUGCCUGACCGUGCAGAACGGUCUGACCUCCAGUCACGUGGGUGAUGAUGACAAGGCAGAGAUGGAUUGUACCACGUCAGAGACAGAUGCUGGGGAGGAGAAAGGUGGUGAUGCUGCUCAGCCUCAGCCACGGAGCGAGGCUGCAGCGGGCUUGAAUUACGACGCGGUUAAAUACACUCUGGUGGUGGAUGAACACGUGCAGCUGGAGCUUGUUAACCUCAAGGACUGCCUGCACACACGCGAGCACAAUGACGACAGCGACGCAGAGACUGUCUACCAGUCAGCCAAUGAGGACGAAGACCCGGAGUACAGGGAGGAGAGGAAGAAGAGCGAGGAAGCAAGGAAGCAAGAGAGGAGGAAGGAGGAUGAAAAGAGAAGAAAAGAGGAAGAAGAAGCCAACAGGAAGAGGGAGGAGGAUUUGAAGAGGAGGAGAGAGGAGGAGGUGAAGAGAAGGAAGGAAGUAGUGGCGAGGGUCUACAAGCAGCCUAAGGUAAUGUCAACCACAACUUCAGAGGAAGAAGAGUCUAACGGAGGAAGAGCUGGAGUUCCCAGGACCAGGAAGUUCCUCAAUCUGUUUGCAAGCAACAGCAGCGAAUACAGCGCCACAGGUGCUGCCUCGUUUGGUGUGUUCUCCUGUGUGCUGGACGGCGUGGAGAGGCAGCAGAGCCACAGAGCUGUCUACAGGUUUGUGCCUCGUCAUGCAGAUGAGCUGCAGCUGGAGACAGAUGACCCGGUUCUGAUGCUGAAGGAGUCCGAGGAUCUGUGGUGUCAGGGUUACAACAUGAGGACGGGAGCCAGUGGCAUCUUCCCGGCCUUCUACGCUCUCCGGAUCCCCAAAGACCCAAACAGUGUGUGGAAAGAUGGCCGGACGGAGAGGUUCAUGGUGCGCUUUCUGGGUUCGGUUCAGGUUCCCAUCCACAUGGGCAACGACGUGCUGUGUGCAGCAAUGCAGAAGGUAGCGUGUAACCGGCGGUCGGCCGGCCAGCCGCCAGCGCCCUGCGUGCUGGAGGUCAGUGUGAAGGGGGUGAAGAUGAGCGUCCAGGACCAGUGCCACUCUGCACACCGGGGAGACCACUGUUACCAUUUCUUUCAGUUGAAGAAUAUUUCAUUCUGCGGCUGUCAUCCAAAAUACAACAGGUAUUUUGGAUUCAUCACCAAACACCCCGACCAGCAGCGGUUCGCGUGCCACGUGCUGAUGUCGCAGACAACGUUACACCCUCUGGCCGAGUCUGUGAGGAGAGCGUUCCAGCAGUAUUACAAGGACCACAUCGGAUACUCCUGUCCCACUGAAGACAUCUUCAUCGAAUAAGUCUUCAGUAUGAACUGAGGAUUCACUCUGUGCAUGUAAGCCUGGUCUUACACCCCAACUGGACCACUAUCAUAUCUUCUUUGCAUGGUGGAUUUUCUUCUUCUUUUUUUUUUGUUGCAUCCACUGAGACAGAGAGGUCCUCCAUACUUUAAUCACGUCUCAAUGUCGAUACCGCCGUGAUCUACAUGAGACAUCCCAGACACGUAAACCCACUUUAACAACCACAUAAACGUAUAAAAACACAUCUGUCUGUUGGCAGAAUGAUUUACGGUCUGUAAAAGCACGUAUUUGUAUUUAACAUGAAACCACAUGAACACUUUCACGUUGACUCAAACCCACAAAAACCAAAACAUGGGAACUACGUAUUCAGUCCAGACCGAGUCAGAACUAGACAAACCUUUACCGAGAAGAACAUGGAGGGGUGUCGCACAUGGAAGCAAAACAACAUUAGAGAUUAUUUAAUAAUUUUUUAAUAUUUACAUGUUCUCAAUUGAAAGUGCAUUCUUUGAUUUUGACAGAACAUUUUAGCAGCUAUUCCUUAACCUGGAUUCAAAUGAAUCACUAAUCUGACAGUUCAGAUGCUCGUCUGCCACACUAGCAGCUGUGUGAGAGCGUGAGCUUUAAUUGUCAAAAACUUCACAGGUUUUUGGCAGAAUGAUGUUGUGUCUGUUCAACAUAUCAGGGAAUCAUUCAUGGAGCUGCUGGCACAAAAAUAGCACAGCUGAAUUAAUACAUGUACGUAAAAGGAGCAAAACAAGCCAACGCAUCUCAAUGUAGAGUCGAUGGAAAGUAGUCACAGCAGCCGGAGAAAUAUUCAGGUUUCUUCUGGAUGCAACUUUGAUUUAUACGGGCCAGAACCAAGAGAUGCAGAAAAAAACUGCCUCGGGACAGCGUUGGAUAGGCGUACCAGUGGGCAGAGUAACGGACCAGCAGCCGUCUGGGAUGUACGUGGUGGCGCUUGGACGCUCUUGUACGAGUGAUCACAUAAAACCCACCCCUGCACUAUUGAAACUGAUUAUGUUCGUUCUUUUCUGGUGGAAACGACUUUUAACCGGACCAGACCCAGUUCACGAGAGAGUUUUCACCAAGCGGCUGGCCAGGUUACACGACAACCACAAAGACACACGAAAUGCACACGAGAGAGACUCAAAAUGACACAAAGCGACCACAAAUCUAAAAAAAACACAAAAGGUCUUCAAAAAACAUAGGCGCAAAGAGACAAGAGACAACUAUAAAAAGUGAUAAAACAAUAAGAAAGAGGGAUGUAAUAAUUCAGAAAGACAAAAACAGACACAGGGAAGAACAAAACUAACAAAAACACAUGAAACACCUGCAAAAGAGCACCUAUAAACCCACUAAACAACUACAAGAGACUUAAAGAGCAUCUGAAUCAUUCUGAAUUCAAAUUAAAUUCAGUUCAAAUCCAAAAAUACUUUAUUAAUCCCGAAAGAGAAAUUUGAAGAGACUUAUUGCAUUAGUCAUGACUUAAGUCUCUUCAGAGAGUCGUAGAGGUUUAUUGCCGUGGGCCGGAAUCCUGGAGCGUCUGUGCUGCAGCAGAUCUGAACAAGUCUGGCUGAAGACACUCCUGAAACGGCUGUGAGGCCUUUAACGCGUCGGGCUCAUGGCCCAGCAGACGAGCAUUAGCACUCUACGAACAUCCAGAUACACUCGUGUGACGCAGUUUCACUGACAUGUGAACUGCAGCACAAACAAUUUGGCAAACAUCUGAUCAUUCCAGUUUCUCAAGAUUAUUUACAUUUUUCACUUUUUAUGUACAGUAUGUCUCUGAAAACCUAAAGAAUAACCCUAAGACCUAAAUGUUGACUUUUUUCAAUAAAAUGAGAAAUAAGUGCAAAAAUCAGCUUAAAAUUUCUAGAAGGUCUUCAAUUCAAGUCUUUGUGGAAUUUGCAGAUUGUAGUUAAAAUCUAAUUUUCUGGAUCUUUCCUCAUAUUGUACCCAGGUGAAUAACUGUAAAGUGCAACAUAUUUCAACAAGCUACUGAAUAUCUGCAGCGCGUCCUCCGUCUCCUUCAUAGCUUAAACUCUGCUGAGUUUUUAUUCAAGCAUCCGUCAUUUACACCAAAGCAUUUGUUUAAAAGAAAAAAAAAGAUUUUCCAGGAAGUUAUGUCCUCGGAUACCACAGGUUGUUAGCAAAUUAAAAUUUUGUUUCUUUUACAGUUUCUACAUCAAAGACAAUGAUUCUGGAUCUGUAAUGCCAGUUUGAAAACUCGUAAAAGGGGGAAUAAAAGACAAACUUCAUGAAAGUUUUUCAGAUUCAAAAACGAAUAAGUUGAAGUUGCAAUGCAGCAAAAGUGGCCGCUCGUGUAAGAUCUGUAUCCGAUUUACUCGGCCUGAAUGAUUCAGGGCAACCAAGUACGUCUAUUUAAAAAAAAGAGAUUACGGUCAUUCUUUUAACCAAAAUGAAAUCCGUCGUUGAGUUCAAGUAGACAAACCAGGUAACUUGAGGGCUUUGCUGCUGCAGCUUCGGUGACAGGUUCCAGAUGCUGAAGAUGUGGCGUCAAAGCAGGGCUGCAUGUUCAUGAUGAAAAGAUGUAACUCUUGUGCAUUUAAACACGCUUCAUCUGGACUCCAUGAAGGAGCGCUUCAUGCCGACAGUGAUUCCCCUGCAACUUCAGAUCUCUGAGGGAUCUUCCUGUGCAAACGGAAGUGGACUUGCUUUGUUUUUCGGCACAAAUGAGGACAGAUUAACGUAUCCAAAAAUAUCAGAGUAUGGAUUCUCAAACCCCCCCAGACUUGACAAUCUGUUUUGAAGGUGAAGUUGCGUCAUUUUUCUUUUUGCUGCUUUCCCUUUUCUUCCAAAUGUGAUGGAAAACGUUCACACAGUUUUCUUUUUAAGCAACAAUAAGGCCCAAAUGGCACUGUGCAAUUUUGUGUGUGAGUGUGUGAGUGUGUGUUAGUGAGUGAUUGAGAUGGAGCGGACUGAUCACAGGGGGAGGGGGGUCACUGUGGAGUCAUGUAUCCAUAUUUCUUCCAGAUGAGGCAUUUUCUGCUUUAUCUGCUCAAGUCUGGAGACAGAGGUCAGAUACAGAUGUUGAAAUACACAGCAAUGGUGGCAGAAACAGUUCAACAUCUCAUGUUUUAUUGGCAUGAGACUGAGGUGGAGACAGCAGCUUUAUGAAACCAGGAUGCUGCUGUGUUUGAACUGCGUGCAGCGUUUCUGGGGCAUCAAACUUAGUCCAGUAAAACUGUAACCUACCCUAAUAUAAAGAUCAAAUUUUGAGCUGUAAAACACCUAUUUGGAGCUUUGAUUUAACGGCGGUUGGUGUUCUUGCUUCAGUUUCCCAAACGAAAGGAUAUCCUGAUGACAGAAACACAGAUAAUUCUCCAAAGAGUCUCUGAGCCAGAUAUUUGUAAGCGUCCUGACUCAGAGAUGAAAUGCAGCCACUGCAGUGAAAAGUUGAAAGAGAAUAGUUGAUAUUGGAUUUUAGGCUUCAAGUCGUUUUAUAAGAAAAUAAACAGCAACUCAUUUCAACUGAAUAGCAAUGUUUUUACAUCAAUUUUCACCUUGUUUCUGUUCAGGAAAGACCCUAUUUAUAGUUUAGAUAAUGGAAUUGUUCAGUAAUAAUUCUCUGUCAUUGCCUUUCCACCAGAAAACCUCGGGGCCAGUUGCACAAAGCACCUCCAGUUUUUUCCUCAAGUGUGAGGCUUUAGACUAAGAGACUGGUUUAAAGAUUCUUGCACUGAGUAUCUUAAAAAGGAAUCCUUUGUUGAGGGAAAUUGUUAAGGAGUUCUCUGCAUAGUUGGAGUUUUUAUGGCAAAAACAAUUUUACAGUUUUCAAAGAGACUUUUAUUGUUUUAACUGUUGUCAUCUCACACAAGCAGCGUGGCUAAAGAAAAGAAAACUGGACCAAGAUUGCUUAUUUUAGUUUCAAGAUUGAAAAGUAACUAGAUGUUCACUGAACAUUAAUUUAAUGCUGUUGUCCCUGUUGAAUGCUCACCUUCUUCAUCUCCUCCUCAUGUUUUUCUCUCUGACCACAGAUUUUAGAAGACCUUCCAAAGAUCUUGCAUUAAUAAGCUGUAGAUCACUCAUUGAGUGCAAAGUGGAUGAAACACAACUGUGAUCAUAUUUAAAAUCAACUGGUCACUUUUGAGUGGAUCAAUAAUUUCUCACAAUCAGAUGUUUUCUGGAUGAAGUAACUUCAUUCAAUUAUCUCCUUAAACUUCGCAAUUAAGAUACGUUUGGAGGUGCCUUACAGUUGUUUUUUGUUGUCUAUGUUGGAUUUCAAGGUCUUUUUUUGCAACAGUAUAACUCAUCUUUAAGUCCGUGAUCAGCAUAAGGAGAAAACAGUAACUACUUCUUAUGGAACAUUUUCGGGGACAAGACAAAAAGAUGUUUUCUACAACUGAUUUUUUUGUUAAGGAGUCCUUAACUCACGCUACAAGGUAAAACUUAAUUUGAAGGGGCCGUAUUAUGAUGUUCUGUGUUUUCCGAUGUAUCUAUAAUGUUGUAAUGAUAGUAUCAUACAGGAGACCAGAGGUUUACAGAUAUUAUGGCAGAGCCUGUUGAGGGAAUGCACAACAAACUGGAGUCUUGUGAACUCUUGUGAACUGCAAGAUCUCUUCCUCUAUCUUGUGUAAGAUAGAGAUUAUUUUACUGAUGAGGUCCUGUGUGAUCCUGCAGGAAUUUGACCAAUUGGAUGACAUUUGAAGACGCAUAACAGGGCUGAAACUAACUAGCCUGCAGCAGACUCCUCUCUUUUGUUUUUACUCUGACCCUGCAGCUGUUGGGCUGAAUCGAUUACAGUUUACAGUUAAUUACAAUGAUCUCUGCACCAGAGCUACUGUAGAAGUCACAAAGGGUAAAACAAGGUAGCUAGAAAUGAUCAUAACAUGAAGGUGUUUGGUGCAACUGGGCCCUGCUUGUGGACCUGGUGCAAGAAACCAGAGAGCCGUAGGACCAGGGUGCAUAUCCAACAGACAUCUGAGUAGGAAAUAUUCCGGCUGUACUGCUCCCAAGUGGCCACAACAUUAAAUUCAGCUUUGAGAUCCAGAGUUUGAACUUUUGGAGUCACAUUCAAACCGAUUUGAGCAGAGGAAGUUUGGAGAAAUAAAGCCUGACAUGUUUUUGUGUUAAGAACCAGUGCCUAUUUUCAUUUUACUUUCAUUUUAACUAGCAGGACUGUCGCUCAGUGAUGAGUCUGUCCGCCUGAGGUGGUUGCCAUGGAAACAGCGUUGAUGAGCAAUUUUGGCUUAACUGAGUGAGGAAUUGGUGGAGGAAUCUGCGUGUGUGUAGAUAAUCUCUCUCUAAGAUGACUCAUUAUUUUCAUGAACUUUGUUGCACAGUUGAAGUACGUUAAAAUAAGUGUGUGAUAAAAUAUAUAAUCCAGACAAAACCAUAAAUAAUAUUUAUAUAUUUUUUGUAGCAGCCUGUAAUAUUUUCACUUGAAUAUGCAGUUAAACAGUCAUUACUUGCUCACCCCAGUUCCCAAGAUGCUACGGCUUCAAAAUGAAGCCAAGGAGGCAACAAUUUCAAACCCAAUACGACUGAUGGCCACGAGUUACUAAUGUAUCCCUUUAAGAAAUUGUCUUUUCUCAUCAAAUACUAUGUAAUUACAUUUCCCCCCCCCAAAAGCCUUUAGGGUUUUGUUAGUUUCAGUCUUUCCUUUAAUGUCCUUGUGGUUCUUCUGAAAAAGAAUUCCAACGUUAAACAGACAGAAGGCCUCAAAGAUGCAUGUGUGCAAUGCUUUAAGGAGUCGCUCCAGCUCCAGCUCCAGCUCCAGCUCCAGCUCCAGCUCCAGCUCCAGCUCCAGCUCCAGCUCCAGCUCCAGCUCGCUACAUUUUACCAAGUCAGAACAGGUUAGUUGCAUUUUCUCCCUCUGGUAUUAGCCUUGGGAACCACCGUGAGUCGGGGUGGAUGCCAGGUACCCACGUGCAAGACAUGACCUCACGAGUGCACACUGCUGGCAACAAAUCAGAUGGGAGAUACCCAGCAAGCCUUUCUGCUCAGCGUCAAGCUUUAAUCUUCUUGUUUUUAGGUGAGCAUGAAGCUAAUGUUCUGUGCACCCUCGCUGAAUCAUGCAAGAAAAAAUAUGAACUCUGUGGUUUUAGCAGUCACCUUUGUGAUUGGCAUGCCAGAACCACAGUUGCAAUCCAGAUGUGACCACACAGCUCAUUGUGGGUCAAAUCACUGCUGACCUUUACCGUCUAUGUGUUUGUUUCCAUGGCAACCAUCCAAGGUUACACCACCAUUAGCUGCUCCUCCAGAAAGUGUCUUUUCUGUGCUCCACUUUUAUGACUAACAUCACCGGCAUCUACUGUACAUAACUCAUGAAUAUAAAGAAAUCCUGUAUAGAAACUGUAUGUUUGUAUAGAAGUUAUAAUUGUAUGCUGUUACUGGGUGUAACGCCGCAUGAUAUCAGUGUUGUAAAAUGAAGACAAGAUGCAUUGAUGGAUGUUGAUGGUGGUUUUUCUUGUCAAUAAAUCACAUUUA
This is a messenger RNA of Cololabis saira (Pacific saury), 8692 nucleotides long. It is a transcript of the gene mapk8ip1a, whose product is annotated as mitogen-activated protein kinase 8 interacting protein 1a. The transcript has 12 exons. Gene Ontology annotation, cellular component: cytoplasm. The coding region runs from base 44 to 2242 and encodes 732 amino acids. Gene Ontology annotation, molecular function: protein binding. The record is from RefSeq and is a predicted model, not a curated record. Gene Ontology annotation, biological process: regulation of JNK cascade. Lineage: Eukaryota; Metazoa; Chordata; Actinopteri; Beloniformes; Belonidae.